This is a messenger RNA of Boleophthalmus pectinirostris (great blue-spotted mudskipper), 1398 nucleotides long. It is a transcript of the gene agtrap, whose product is annotated as angiotensin II receptor-associated protein. Bases 104 to 598 code for a protein of 164 amino acids. The record is from RefSeq and is a predicted model, not a curated record. Gene Ontology annotation, cellular component: plasma membrane. Lineage: Eukaryota; Metazoa; Chordata; Actinopteri; Gobiiformes; Gobiidae. The transcript is spliced from 5 exons. Gene Ontology annotation, biological process: angiotensin-activated signaling pathway; regulation of blood pressure.
UAUUGUGAAAGAAAAAAGUUGCCUAAUUUCUUCAUGUAGACCGGCAAAGUUUACAGCAGUGAUCGGAUCAAGGUAGUUUUUUUUUUUUACAUUACGUCUUGGCAUGGAAAUCCCAGCUAUUAAUCUAAAGGCAAUAGUACUAGUUCACUGGCUGCUUACAGUAUGGGGUAGUAUGGCGUGGCUUCCCCAUUCAUAUGCAUGGGGAAACUUCACUGUCUUGGCUAUCGGGGUGUGGGCCAUUGCACACAGGGACUCUAUUGAUGCAGUGCUUAUGUUUUUAAUAGGGACUGCUGUGACAAUAUUGACAGACAUUGUCCAUAUUGGAAUUUAUUACCCCUCACAUGAUCUGGUGAUCCCAGAUGUGGUUCGUUUCAGUGCAGGGAUGGCUAUCCUCAACCUGCUGCUCAAGCCUGCAUCAUGUUUUUUUGUCUAUCAGAUGUAUAAAGAGAGAGGAGGGGACUACAAUGUCAACUUUGGUUUUCCCACAGUAUCAAGAAACCGAGAUGCUUACCAAUCCAUAGACCAGCAGGACCAACAGUCUGCAAGCCCAGCCAAUCCCUUCAACCAGGCCCAAGAGAAACCCACCCGAGCAUACUAAAAAUGCAUUUACAGUAGCACAUAUCGUAUCAAUCUUUUUGAUAUGUUUCAAUUUUACUACCUGGUAAAUUCUGUUACUUGAAGAUGAUGGUACUGAAAAGUUUGGGGAUACACUGGUCAAGAAUGCUGUUACGAUUAGUUACACUUUCAGAUUGUUGUGCUAAAAUUGUUCACAUUUGUAUUUGCCUAAGUUGCUUGAAUUCAAGCACUAAUUUCGACGAGUUCCUGCUUCACUAUAGUACAUACUGCUCCGAUUUCUCCAUUUAUUUUUUAUGCAGCAUUAGUAAGGCGUGUACUUAUAGAAGACAUUCCUUUUAGAAUUGUGAAAACAGGCUAUACUCCUAUGCCUUAAGUGCCAUAUUUCAGGCAACACACAUAAACACAUAAAAAAUAUUAAAAACUAAACGAAGUAGAGACUGUUCAUUCUAAAACACAGAUUGUUCCAAUAUGCUUAUCAGUACUGUGCGUACAUUUUAGUAUUACAGUUUAUUUUUCCUUUCCUUUUCUUUCUUUUUUUUUUUCCAAAGGUAGGCUCCUCUUUUGCUUUGACACAUAUUUUGCUCUUGUAAUUUCACCUUGGUCAUAUAUACAUUUGAUUUCAUAUUGCCAGCUACUGGUUAAGUUAAAAUUACUGUUGCAUUGUAUAUUUUAUUGUAUGUUCUGUCCUUGGUUGAAUCAUUCUUGCUGGAGCAUAUAUGUGUGAGGGCUGUUGAUGUGCAUGUGCAGUGCAAGGUCCUUACAGGAGAAUAUGUUGGCUUAGGUUGUUCUGAAUGGAUGAAUGAAUAAAUAUGCCAGAGGCCA